UCAUUUAGAGAUUUUUGAGACAACAGAUCUCAAAAAUCAUUCAGAGAUUUUUGCUAGUUUGAAAAACCCUAAACCUAAAUUUCUCUUCUCUUCCGAUAAUGGUUAAAACAAGAAAAAUCACAAGAACAAUCCAAGAAGAAGAAACAAUAAUGGAUGAUAGCACUGCUCCUAGAACAUCAGAAGACGAUUCAAGAAUUUCAAGACGAAAAUCAAAGAGAAAAAAGAGUAAAAAGGUUGAAACACCGAAAUCGAAGAAAAAAGGUAAGGUUGUGCCAAAAUCUGUUAGGAAGUUGUAUAGGUCUGGUUUCACAGCAUUACAUAGCCUGGUUGCCAGAAUGAAGGCGAGUAAAUAUACUUUGAGUGAAGCCACAUUGGAAAAGAUAGCCGAAUCUUCUUAUGGACAGAUGUUUUUGAUGUUCUGGCACACUAAGUACUCAGAAAGUCAUUGGGAAAAGUUGGAAGCUGCAGUGAAAAAGUACUUGAAGUGUUACAAAAGGGGUCGAGUCAAGAAUGAGCUCACAUUUGAGUUUGUUAGAAGAGGUGAAACACACAUUAUCACGUCGACACCAGAAAAAAUGGGUGUAAUGUUUGGAAUUCCAAGAAUGGCAGGAAGAAGAACUGAUGACACCUUUUUGAUGGUAGGUGGUGGAUGGAGGCAGAAACCAUUCUACAUUAGACACUUUGGUGAUAGCAACACGGUUACAAGACCAAUGCUACAAGAUGCCAUCUUGAAACUGCUCAAGCGUACUGGUAUCAAGAAUUGUAAAUUUGAAGGUGGCGAAGACAGUGAUGAUGACAAUGAUGAACAAAUGCUCAUAAACUCAAAGAAAAGUACUUUGGUUUAG
Messenger RNA from Papaver somniferum (opium poppy), 845 nucleotides. RefSeq lists its product as uncharacterized. The coding region runs from base 99 to 845 and encodes 248 amino acids. The transcript is spliced from 3 exons. The record is from RefSeq and is a predicted model, not a curated record. Lineage: Eukaryota; Viridiplantae; Streptophyta; Magnoliopsida; Ranunculales; Papaveraceae.